UUCCACGUGACGGGCGGCGGCCCCGGCGCCGGCCCCGGCCCCGGUCCUGGUCCCGGCGGGAUGGGUCCCCGCGAUCGCAUGUUCAAGGUGCUGGUGGUCGGGGACGCGGCCGUGGGCAAGACCUCGCUGGUGCGGCGCCUCGCGAGCGACAGCUUCAGCCGCCAGUACAAGUCCACGGUGGGAGUGGAUUUUGCUCUGAAGGUGGUCCAGUGGUCGGAGUCGGAGAUGGUGCGGCUUCAGCUCUGGGACAUCGCAGGGCAGGAACGCUUCACAUCCAUGACCCGGCUGUACUACAGGGAGGCCUCAGCCUGUGUUAUCAUGUUCGAUGUCACCAACAUCAGCACGUUCAGCAACAGCCAGAAGUGGAAGCAGGAUUUGGACAGCAAGCUCCUGCUGCCAGAUGGGAACCCCGUGCCUUGCCUGCUGCUGGCUAACAAAUGCGACCUCUCCCCGUGGGCAGUGACAAGAGAAGAAGUGGAUCGGUUCAGCAAGGAAAAUGGCUUUUCUGGCUGGGUGGAGACGUCUGUGAAGGAAAACAAGAACAUCAAUGAGUCCAUGAGAGUCCUCAUUGAAAAGAUGAUGUCCUCAUCCACUGGUGAUGGAAGUUCCUCUGCUGCCAGGAGCGGGGAUUAUAUUAACAUAAAAGAGCCAACCCCGCGAGGCUGGGCUUGCUGUUAGAGCACUGACGGGGCUGUCUGCUUGGCUCUAGCAGCAAUGUCCUCCUGUUGUUAGCACCAUCGUGUUUUCCUAACCUGGCUGUCAGUGGUUUUGGGGUUACUUUUGUUACCUGCUCACGAGCUGCCUUGUGUUCAGUGCAAACUCCUCCUCAGCAGAGCAUCGCUACAAUGACCUGGAGCGAGGAGUGGAAAGAAGAGAGGAGUGAGAACAUUCCUCUUGCUCUUGUGUAGCAGCAACUGGGAGCUCUGCUGUUUGCGAUGGAGCACGGUCCGUGUUCAAGCAUGUGGCUUGGAUUAAUUUUAACUGAUUUGGAGCACUUCAGCCCCUGCCACGUGCUGGCCUCGAGCAGGGCGAAGGAUGGCAAAGGUAUAUUUUUAAUACUGUUGCACCUUUUAUUCCCCACUGCCUGCACCCACCAUAGCCAAGGGCACCAGUCCCAAGCAUUAAGUGACCUUCAUUCCAUGCACACUCUCUAUACCUGUGGAUUCCCAGCGUGGGAUUGCAGCAAACACUUUUCCUUGUGCUUUGGAACUACAGACCUCUGCUUACACAUGCUGGAGGGACCAACACAGCUCUUCAUUGCCAGUAACUGCCCUUAGGAUGGGGAGCCAGAUGUGGAUGAGCUGGUGUCCUGUGUAACCAGACCUGUGAAAUCACUGGUGUGAUUUGAGAAAUGGGGUAGCACAGCCCUUGCUUUUGUACAUCCCAACUGUGGUGCUUUACAGCAGAGACCUCAGGCGUUCAACAAGAAUCACCCAGUUGCCUCUGUCCCUUCUCACUCAGCCUCUGUCUAGCACAAUCCCAUGUCUUCUGUUCUGCUGCCACUUUCUUAGGGCAUGGAGAGUGGAAUGAGGAAUAGGUUGUAAACUCCUUUGUACGAUGGAACAACAGUCCUUUUCACUCAUAGCACACCCUGUAGCCUACCAUCUCAAAUAGCUUUGCAAUUGCUGAUGAAUUGCUUUCCCAUAACUGUUCUGUAGCCGGGAGUGAAUUUGGUGGCAGGGCUGACGUGGGACAGGGAGCUCCCUGAAAGCCCACCCGCUGGUUUUAGUGGUGCAAGGGGGGAGCAAAGAGAAGACUUUGCAGGACAGGAAGGAAAUGAAGAGCACAUCCCCAGCUACUCGCUGGUGAGAGUGGUUCUUGCCAACAGCAAGAAUAAAUUGGUAAAAGCUGACUAGAUAGUUACCAUGUUUAAAUUGGUUUGUCCUCAUUCCUGCUAAGGGAGGACUGUGUUCCUCUGGCAAAGUCUUCCUUCUGCCUCUCUUUGCUGACUUUCUAUCACCUGUGGAGGGAGAAGGUGGUAAGAAGGUUGGUUGCCUUCACUAAGGACAUUAAAAUGUGGGGUUUCACUCUCUGGAGUUGAAAAGGAUUGCUAAGGAAACCGUGAGGGCUGAGAAAUGGAGAACUGGUGUUCUGUUCCACUGUGUUAAAUGUCUGGGCUAGGAUUCCGUCAUGCAAAUACUGCCAAAUUUGGCUUUAUGGGCACUUAAACAUACCCUUUUCUGUGCCAUUGGAUUCACUGUAGAAACACGUGAAACGUGUAGAAGUGGUGAGCGACCAAAUGGAACUGUCUAGUUGAAUUUUACUUCCUAAAUACUGUGUUAAAAAGACAAAAAAAGUCAUUUUUUUAAUGCUAUAAAUCUUUCUAGUUCUUUAUAUGGAACGUGGGAAGAAGGGUCUAGUGUUUUAAAGGCUUUGUCAUUUAAGCUUCAUGUUUUAUUUAUUGAUUUCUCUCUAUGCACUUCAAAAGUGUUUCAGCAAAGAGAUCGAGUGUUAGAGCUGUCCUUAUGGAUGGGGAAACUGAGGCACACGGUGGGAAUCUCUGCCCAGGACCCACUCCCUGAGGUCAGAGCUUGGCACUGAAAAGAAGAUUCCUAAUUCCUGUCUCCAUGAUCCAGCUGCUCGUAUGUCUUGUAGGAAAGUGCCUUUAUACCUUGUGCAUGUUGGUGUGAUUCGUGCCAGUGCCUUUUUGGUGUUUGGACCUUCUUACCUGUAUUUCUUCUUCCCAAGUGCCUCUAAAAAGCAAGCAAAAAGCCAAAGAAAGCUCUUUCAAGGUCGUCUUCCAUGAUACAUGAUUUCUGCUCUGCCCGGUGGUUUCCAGGGCCGGUGUAUGCCUUGGCCUUGGUUUUCCUCCCACACUGGUUGCUGCUUGUUCACAUCUUACUAAACACAGCAGCCAAGUGUCAGGAAACAAGUGUGCACAACAGAAAGAGUCAUUGCUUGAGAUGGGCAUAACCCAACCAGACAGGAAAAGGAUUUGACUGUGCAGAUGCAGCUUGCUCUGGGGCACAUAAAGUGCUCAAAAAAGCAAACCAAACCAAACCAACUCCCCCUUUGAUAUAGUGCUGUGAAACAAAGGGGUUCAGAAGUGCUCCUUGCCGGGGCAGGCAGUGUGGGAGGAACACUGUGAAAUGGGUUGUGCCCAGCUUGUCCUGCUGGAAAUGGUUCUGCCUUUUCAAACACCUGAAAGGGAAAAGCCAACUUGGAGCAAAGCAGUUUGCAAGAAGUAUUUUAAACCAAGUUAAGCCUCGUUCGUGCAGAUGGAGAAAAACUUGAAUCUUUCAAAUAGGAAUCAGGAAAGUUUUAGCUUGAUUGUGAUCAACUCUGCUCCACCGGUGCCUGCAGCAGGAAGGAAAAUGCACUUGAGUUCCCCUUCUGCUGUGCCUGCUUUCACUGUGUAUUCUCUGUGUGACUCUGAGCCAGCUGCACCUAUUUCCCUCUCUUCCACGUGGUGUUUCUCUUUCCUGUAACUUUCAUUUGUGGUCGUGGGACUCCAAACCACAUGAGGUGUAAGGGUGUAUUUUAUACAUUGAUGACAGCACGCUGGGGGGCCACAUAGCUGGGUACUUUUCCUGUAAUUGAAUCUGAAAGCGUGAGGGCGGACUAUAGUUCAGAAAUAAGUCAAUAAUAGUAAAACUUAGCCUUGUUUUUGUUUGUUUAAACCACUUGCUGUUGCACAGAAGUAUUUUAGAGACAGGGUUCUGAUUACUGUAACGUUGCAGUAUUACCAUGUUGAUUAUAAAGAGAAGAAACUGCUGGGAGGUUUUCUCCAUCUCAAUCAGUCACUGAUGCAGUGGUGCAGAGGUUUGAAAUAAAAGCUUGACAUUG
Molecule: messenger RNA, 3786 nt
Organism: Strigops habroptila (Kakapo)
Lineage: Eukaryota; Metazoa; Chordata; Aves; Psittaciformes; Psittacidae
Gene: RAB29
Product: RAB29, member RAS oncogene family
Exons: 5
Coding region: 61-678 (205 amino acids)
Biological process (GO): vesicle-mediated transport
Cellular component (GO): vesicle; trans-Golgi network; Golgi apparatus
Molecular function (GO): GTPase activity; GTP binding
Source: RefSeq, a predicted model, not a curated record